Molecule: messenger RNA, 405 nt
Organism: Colletotrichum gloeosporioides
Lineage: Eukaryota; Fungi; Ascomycota; Sordariomycetes; Glomerellales; Glomerellaceae
Product: Vacuolar protein sorting-associated protein 55
Exons: 2
Coding region: 1-405 (134 amino acids)
Biological process (GO): late endosome to vacuole transport via multivesicular body sorting pathway
Cellular component (GO): endosome; Vps55/Vps68 complex
Source: RefSeq, a predicted model, not a curated record
AUGCCUACCGCAGGGCUCAAGACCAUCAUCGCCCUCUCCUUCGUCCUCGCCGUCGGUUUCCUCCUGGUCAUCCUCUCCUGUGCCCUCUGGAAGGUCUACUACCCGCUCCUCGUCGUCGCCACUUACGUGCUGGCCCCGAUCCCCAACUGGAUCUGCUCGCGAUGCGCCAACCCUGAUGACUUUGUCGAGAGCUCGGGCGCCGCCGUGCUGGACCUCGGCCGCUUCUGCACUGGUUUCCUCGUUGUAAUGGGAAUUGCGACCGUCUAUGCAGCCCUGCCAAUCGUGCUGGCCCACUCCGACCUCAUCCAGAUCGAAGCCAUGUUCAUGUCCAUUAUCGGCGGUCUUCUUAUCUAUGGCACAAUCAUCAGCUUCGGCAUGUUCUUCCAGGAGGAGCAAGAGUUCUAA